GGCUCGACUGAGAAUCCUCAUCUGCCGCCACCGCGAUGCUGCUGGCUAUGUGGGGCUUCCUGAAGCGUCACAAAAAGAAAUGCGUCUACUUGGGUGCUUUUCUGGGUGGGGUUUAUGUACUUGGAAAAUAUGGCCAGAAAAAAAUGAAAGAAAUUCAAGAAAGAGAAGCAGCAGAAUAUAUAACACAAGCAAGAAGGCAGUAUCAGAGGACUUGCAAUAUGACAGUACUAUCAAUGCUUCCAACUUUAACAGACACUUUGAUGUAUCAGCUGAAUUCUGAGAGUCUCGCUUCCCUGCUGAAAAACAAGCCAGCCAAUAAGUUAGAAAUAUGGGAAGAACUGAAGGUUAUAAGUUUUACAAGGAGUAUUGUUGCAGUAUACAGCACAUGCAUGCUUGUAAUUCUUCUCCGAGUCCAAUUAAAUAUUAUUGGUGGAUACAUUUACUUAGACAAUGCAGCAGUUUGCAAAAAUGGCACUACACUUUUAGUUCCCCCAGAAGUUCAACAGCAAUAUUUAUCAACAUCUCCUAGGACACUUGGAGAUGACUUGACUGAAUUAAUAAGCGUGAUUAAGAAGACUGUGCAGAAUGUAUUUGAGAGUGUUUCUCUCAAGCAUGCCCUUUCCCUCUUGGAACUGGAACAGAAGCUAAGAGAAAUUAGAAAGGUCAUUGAGCAGCCUGAAGAUUCUGCAUUUGAAAAAACUGCAUUUGAAAAAAAACAGUCCAAGCUAUGUCAUUACAUGAUGCUGGAUGAAGAGAAUCCUUUAGCUUUCCAGGCUAAUGAACUGACAGAAAAAGAUGUUGCUACCAUUAAGUUACUUAAUGAAACAAGAGAUACGAUAGAAAGUCCAGAUUUUAAUAGAGUUUUGAGCAGUUGCUUAAAUAGAGGGUUUAGUCGAUUACUGGAUAACAUGGCAGAAUUCUUCAGACCUACUGAAUUGGACAUAUGCCAUGCUGGCUCUGUGAACAGUCUUUCCAGUGCCAGUCUUCCUCUAGCCAAGAUAAUCCCAAUAAUAAAUGGACAGAUCCAUUCAGUCUGCAGUGAAACACCUACCCAUUUUGUUCAGGACUUAUUAAUGAUGGAACAAGUGAAAAACUUUGCUGCUAAUGUAUAUGAAGCCUUCAGUACCCCACAACAACUAGAGAAGUAAACUGCUGUUCAAUAUGUACAAAAUAUACUAUUUAGUGUCCAGUUGUUGUGACUAUUCAUUUUGAUAAUGAAACUCAUUAACAAAGUGCAGUAGAAUGAUUAUCCUUGUAAAACAAACACAUUUUAAAAAGUUCAUUUCCAAAUUGUUUAUACCGGAAUUCCUAAAGCUGACUAAAGUAAUUAUUAAUAUAAAAAAUCUUUGUGCUGUAAGCCUUUGCAUUGAGGCAGUCAAUUUUGAAUAACUUGUUUACAAAA
Messenger RNA from Pantherophis guttatus, 1402 nucleotides. Lineage: Eukaryota; Metazoa; Chordata; Lepidosauria; Squamata; Colubridae. The record is from RefSeq and is a predicted model, not a curated record.